Aspergillus brunneoviolaceus CBS 621.78 is the source of this 387-nucleotide messenger RNA. RefSeq lists its product as uncharacterized. The transcript is spliced from 2 exons. Lineage: Eukaryota; Fungi; Ascomycota; Eurotiomycetes; Eurotiales; Aspergillaceae. Bases 1 to 387 code for a protein of 128 amino acids. The record is from RefSeq and is a predicted model, not a curated record.
AUGGAGCUUAUAGAUGUCCUUAAUCCUCCAAGGUUCUUCUCGCAGGCACCGUUGAGGCAUGUCCGAUCCCUGGUGGCUUGCUAUCCAGAGUCUCGAUGUACGGGACUUCACCUCUGCUACCGCGACGGCACCGAGCGCAUCCUGGGCCAGUGGUACGAAGAUACCGAUAAACGACCAGAGUAUGAUGCCUUGGCCUCUCGGGAUGGCAGUAUACUGGGAUUUUAUUUUGCGCAGGAAGAUCGGGACGGUAUACUUCUCCGGGUGGGGAUUGUGCAGGAUGCUGCUGCUGCUGCUUCACAGGCCGAUGAGAGAUUUGUUGAUAUGAUGGAAGGGGAUGAGGCUUACUGGCUGUUCACGGAUUAUGAUGAUCUUAUAUUCGCUGGUUGA